UCUUGGCUACUAUUUGAAAUAGCAUCAUCAUUGGAUAAUGGAAAUAAUCGAUAUUUUGGUCAAUAUGUUGGAUCAUUUAAUCAUAAUUGGAAUAAUAUUAUUACCGGUGAUGUUUAUUUCGUCAAUAAACAUACAUUAUUUCUUUACAAUUUUAGUUUUAAUGGUCAAGAAUCAGAUGUUUAUUUCAAAGUUGGUGGCCAUAAUGAUCCGAAUAUUAGAUCGAAUACAGAUGGAAUCAUUAUACCUGAUGAGUUGGGAAGAUUUCAUCAACUGGGACGUUAUCGAAAUCAAAACAUUUUACUUACCUUACCGAAAGGAAUUUCUGCCGAUAAAAUUCGCUGGAUAUCAUUAUGGAGUAAAAGACUUUUGAAAAGUCUUGCCGAAAUACGUAUUGUUAAAACGAUUGCCGUACCUGAACUAAAAAGUUUAGGACCAUUAAUAAAUACAAAAGAUUCGGUAAAAGCUAAAAAUAUUUUCGCCAUCGAUGAUAAAACAAUUUUGAUCAGAAAAUUUCAUUACAAUAUUAAUUGUUUACGUUGUGGUUUUUUUGUCGGUUACGGUGCGAUACCAAAUUCUUUUGGAAUCAAAAUACCCGAUGAACAUGCAAGCUUUUCAAAAUUACGUAACUAUUAUAAUGAAGAUAUAAUAUUACGAUUACCUCGUGAUUUGAGCUUAAUAAAUAAUAUCGAUUGGUUUGCUAUAUAUGAUCCUGAACAUAAUAAAUGUUAUGGUUAUAUUCAUAUUGAUAAAAAAAAUUUAAAUAUACCACCAAGUAUGGCAUUCAUGUUAACUUAUGUUACAUUAUUUUCCAAUUGUGAACAAAUAUUACCCGGAUUGAUGCAUAUUUCAUGGGAAAUUCGUCAUCCAGAUAUUUACAUACAACUUGAAGCUAGAAUUGCAUCAAAUCAAUAUGCUGCAUUUGGAUUGAGUGGUUCAUUUAAACAAAGUAAAAUGAUUGGUUCCGAUGUAUUUGUUACCUAUUAUGAUGCUGACAGCAAUAAAGUUGUUCUGGAAGAUUUCACUGUAACGGGCAAAACUCAAUGUAAUUUACAAACAGGAAUUGGUGUUUGUCCGGAUACGCUUGUUGGCGGUAACAAUGAUCUGGAAUUGUUAAUGUCCAGUUACAUUGAUGGAUUGAUUAAAGUUACAUUUCGUCGUUCAAUAUCUGUAAUGCGUGAUCAUCAAAAUGAUCUACCAUUUUUAAUACAUGAUCCGAAUCCAAUUGUAGCAGCAAUCGGUACAUUGGAUACGCAUAAAAAUCCAAGUUAUCAUACUGUUGCAGUUAAUACAAAAUAUCAUCAAUCCAAAUAUCGUCCAAUGACUAUUGUUAAUUUUGGCCGUAAAAAUCCUAAACGAAAUUGUUAUGAAAAUUUAUGGGAUAAAGUGAUCAACGAACCGGCAAAUAUUUUCAACACAAUUGCAAAUUCACAGGUUUCAGAGACGGAAAUAAUUUAUGAACUUCGACCAUGGAAACCUGCCAUAAUAAAAACGACCAAUAAUCACGUAUUUCAUGUUGUAAUUGGACCAGCUGGUAAUGCACAACAAGGUUAUACAUCGAUCACUGGCCAAGAAUCUCCUGGUAUUGCAUUCUGGAUAAAUGAUUUACUCAUACCAGAAUUACAUGUUGUUCGUGGUCAUGAUUAUACAUUUUUAAUUGAAACCGGUGAUAAUCGUACAGAUAAAAAACAUUAUCAUCCAUUUUAUAUUACUGAUUCACGUGAAGGUGGUAAUCCAAAUAAUUUUUCCAUAAAUCAUCAUAUAUAUGCUGGAAUUAGAUUUCAUGAUGGUAUAGCUGAUCCACAACCAGGAACUGGUCGUUAUUGUGAAUUGAUUGAAAGUUCUCGUGUUGAUCCAGCAUUUAUUUAUUCAAUUGAAGAUUAUCGUAAAACAUUACGAUUAUAUUGUGGAAAAGGAAAUGUUGGAUCAUUUAGAUGGAGACCGGACAACAAUACACCCGAUACAAUAUUCUAUCAAAGUUUUACUGAAAAAAAUAUGGGAUGGAAAAUCAAAGUAACAUCAUCAUCAUCGACAACAACAUUAUCGCAAAUAUUAUUACUGUUAGAAACAUUGGCCAUUCUAACUACCAUUAUUAUUGUUUUGUUGUAA
Dermatophagoides pteronyssinus (European house dust mite) is the source of this 2106-nucleotide messenger RNA. Its product is annotated as protein Skeletor. The record is from RefSeq and is a predicted model, not a curated record. NCBI's taxonomy places the organism in Eukaryota, Metazoa, Arthropoda, Arachnida, Sarcoptiformes, Pyroglyphidae.